This is a messenger RNA of Globicephala melas (long-finned pilot whale), 1858 nucleotides long. It is a transcript of the gene GINS4, whose product is annotated as GINS complex subunit 4. Gene Ontology annotation, cellular component: GINS complex. The record is from RefSeq and is a predicted model, not a curated record. Gene Ontology annotation, biological process: double-strand break repair via break-induced replication; DNA-templated DNA replication. Lineage: Eukaryota; Metazoa; Chordata; Mammalia; Artiodactyla; Delphinidae.
GGAAGUGUCCAAGAGGAGCGCGGGAGCUGAGAAGUGGAGGGUCAGGUGCGUCCCGGAAAGGCCUCGCGCGGACCGUUCUUCGACCGGUGCUCCUCAGGCUGCUUCCCGCGAGGGUCCGGCCCUCGCCACCCGCCAACCCGGGGUGCCUUCGCAGCCUGCCCAGGACCGGGUUCCUGGUUUCAGAGAAGAUGACAGAGGAACUGGAUCUCCCGGGACAGGACUCUGAUGCGGGGAGUGAGGAGGUGGUCCUGACCCCUGCAGAGCUCAUUGACAGGCUGGAACAGGCCUGGAUGAAUGAAAAGUUUGCCCCUGAGCUGCUGGAAAACAAGUCGGAAAUCGUAGAAUGUGUCAUGGAGCAGCUGCAGCACAUGGAAGAAAAUCUCAGGAGGGCCAAGAAGGGGGACCUGAAGGUCAGCAUCCAUCAGAUGGAGAUGGAGAGGAUCCGCUUCGUCCUGAGCAGCUACCUGCGGUGUCGGCUCAUGAAGAUAGAGAGGUUUUUCCCUCACGUCCUUGAAAAGGAGAGAACACGCCGUGAGGGGGAGCCUUCCAGCCUUUCUCCGGAAGAGUUUGCCUUCGCCAGAGAGUACAUGGCUAACACAGAGACCUACCUAAAGAACGUUGCCUUAAAGCACAUGCCUCCUAAUUUACAGAAGGUGGACCUCUUGAGGGCAGUUCCCAAACCAGAUCUGGAUUCAUAUGUGUUUCUGAGGGUGAAAGAGCGACAAGAAAACAUACUGGUAGAACCGGAAACAGAUGAGCAGAGGGACUAUGUGAUCGACCUGGAGGAGGGCUCACAGCACUUGAUCCGAUACAAAACCAUCGCACCCCUGGUCGCUUCUGGAGCCGUACAGCUGAUUUAAAACCGGAAGCAACUAACCAAGAGUGAGGACAUGGCACGUUGGAGAACGUAUUUGGAAACCCCACGUGUCAGCCGGUGCCCGAGGAUGGGAACUUUUCCCGGCAGUGCCAUGGGUCACUGGGGCAUUGAGAUCCGCUCGGGGCAGAUCCCUCCCUGGCUGCUCCAGCCAGGAUCAGCAGGUGGGGUCAUCGCUCUGCCGACCCCGCGGCUGGGUAGGGACACGGAAGCGCCCUUCGUGGUGGUGUUUGAACUGAGGAAAGUGAGGCCGAGGGGGUGCAUAGAAAGGCCUCGCUGCCUGUGAUGAGGGGACUGGUGGGCCCCAACCUGACAGCUGCAGGAGCGCUCCCUCAACCCUCCUGGUAGGAAGAGUGUAAAUAGAUUAAACCGUGUGGCCGCCCUGUAUAGUAUGUCACUGACUCGUGUAAACUCAGCUUCUGGAGCCUCUGCUCUCGCACUUAAAGCCAACUUCUGUCGUGCCUAACUGAGCAUCACAACCAAUAAACUAGUAACUAGGUCUCGGUUUCAUGGCAGAAGGAGCCCGUGGGCAUUUCCCAGCGUGUAGUCUAGUGAGGUGCAUCCUCCCCGUGGCGAACUGCAGCGUCGGGCGGUCUCCCGGGCCAGCCUGCAGGCCAUGUGCCAGCCUUGACCAGGGCCCUGGGGGCAGAGCAGCAGCAGCUCCCCUACGCCGCCACCUCAGCGGCAGCUGCUCCUUUUUAGGCUCUUCACUUUCUCAAGGGGAAUAGAUGAAAUUAACCUCGGUGAGUGGACAGUGUCUCGGUGACACCCGAAGAGGGAUGUACACACGUGAAUUGUCUUCCCUUGAAACGUGAUACAGAGCAACUGCCUUCCAGUCUUUCUUGCUCGAUGCAAAGGCAGGUUUUCAUCUACAUGAUGUUGGCUCUUGGAGUAAUCAGUGUAAUAUUGCUGUCAUUUCCAAGAGAAAUCACUAAGUGAAAGCAAGGAAGGUUUUAUUCGUUAAUAAAAACGUUUUAUAUCUCA